This is a messenger RNA of Salvia miltiorrhiza (redroot sage), 1536 nucleotides long. Its product is annotated as AP-3 complex subunit sigma. Gene Ontology annotation, cellular component: membrane coat; intracellular membrane-bounded organelle. The transcript has 7 exons. NCBI's taxonomy places the organism in Eukaryota, Viridiplantae, Streptophyta, Magnoliopsida, Lamiales, Lamiaceae. The record is from RefSeq and is a predicted model, not a curated record. The coding region runs from base 146 to 643 and encodes 165 amino acids. Gene Ontology annotation, biological process: intracellular protein transport; vesicle-mediated transport.
GGGGUUUUGCUUUCUCACUAUGAUUUUAAGAAACAAAAAUUCAUAUGUAAAUCACCACUCUGUAAACACGACUUUGUCUUCAUCCGGCUCAUACACAAAACAGCAGUGAAGUCGCACAAUAAGCUGCACAAAAUUGGUCACGAAAAUGAUACGAGGAGUGAUCGUGAUGAACGAUCAAGGCAAGCCUCGCCUCAUCAAAUUCUAUGAAUUUCAGCCGCCGGAGAAGCAGCAGGAGCUGGUUCGGAGCAUUUACAGAAUUUUGUGCAGUAGAGCAGAGAACGUCAGUAAUUUCGUUAAAGCGGAUUCGCUUUUCGGGCCGGAUGUACGGCUUGUUUAUAAAACUUUUGCAACAUUGUACUUUGUCUUCAUAUUCGAUAAAUCCGAAAAUGAGCUUGCAAUGAUAGAUCUGAUGCAAGUAUUUGUGGAGACAUUGAACAAGUGUUUCAGAGAGGUAUGCGAGCUUGACAUAGUGUUCAACUUUUACAAGGUCCAUAUGAUUUUAGAUGAGAUCAUAUUGGGUGGCCAAGUUCUUGAGACCAGUUCUGAAGAGGUGGCCAAUGCCGUUGAUGCAAUCUCAAGGUCUCUCUCUCUCUCUCUCUCUCUCUCUCUCUGUAGUUGUGAAAGGCGUCCUCAGGUGCAAUAGGUGCCCCCUGCCUUAGGGUCUUAAAAUAUGGCGCCCUAAAGCACAUGUGUCUUACCAGCCUUACAAUUCUUCUUUUUCAUCUUUAUAUUUCUUUGAGGUGCAAGCAUAGUUUAUAAAAACCAUCUGAAUUUUCAUAUAAUUAAUCAAACCAGUCAUAGUUAUCCCUAAAAUAGAGCUUCUAUCUUUCCAAAUAAUCACCCAUAAGUAUCCCUAAAGAACGUAUUUUAUCCCUUCCAAAAUUAAUCAUCCUAAUAUGCUAUUUUGGAUCUUAAAUCAAUCUUAAAAUCAACCCUUAUCCCAGAUAAGGGCUACUAGAAUUGCUAAUUACUCUUGUAAUUGCCGUAUAAAUGUCUGCAUCAAAGUGUUGCUAGAAGAACUAGUUUACCUCAAAUUAUUACUACUACCACCACCACAUUACUGUACUGUACUGUUGCUACUACUAACUUACAUGUUUCUUGAAAAUUAAAUUAGCUUCAAACUAUUAUUACUGCUAAGGUUAAUUGAAGGCAUAACCAGAUAAUUUUCUGCAGGUUGGAAAAGAAUGCCAAUUCAAUGAUUCCAUCUAUUCCUGGUUGGCAGGGAAGAUAGCAACUGAGCUUCCGUAAUUUCUUUGAUUUCGAAGACUAAAGAUAUCCACUCCCUCUUUUUUCUCUUUUAGAACGAACAUUUGACAUGAUAUGGGACAUGCCCCUUCACCAGGACAACAGAAUUCAGUGAGAUUUCUUGUAUGGCAUUAAUUCAUGCCUAAGCAUAGUUCAUUGAUCUGUCUCGCCCAUUCUUUUAUUGGUGACUAUGAAACGAACUACAUGGAUACAGGACAUCUUUGAGUUUUUUGGUUGUAUAUGUACUGUGCCUUUUGGGGAUGAUAAGAGUAAUUUUUACAUGUAAACAAA